Molecule: messenger RNA, 546 nt
Organism: Pieris macdunnoughi
Lineage: Eukaryota; Metazoa; Arthropoda; Insecta; Lepidoptera; Pieridae
Source: the annotation of a GenBank genome assembly
AUGACAAAUACUAAGCACGCAGCUGCUGUAGUGCUUCUGUGCCUCAUGGCUGAAGUGGUAGCAAACCCGGUGAGGCGUUCCCCAGAUCUGGAAGCAAGGAGAAGAAGCGCCGUCGAUCGGAGUAUGAUAAGGUUUGGUCGCUCCUAUCCACCUGAGCCGUCAGCAGCUGAAAUCCGGGAGCAGUUCCAACGACCAACGCGACGGGGCAAUAGUUUCCUUCGUUUUGGCAGAUCCCAACCCUUGACUUUCACCACUGAUGACUUGAUAACACUUCUGCGAACUUACGAAAAUGACUACGAGAAUGAACCUUCGAAACGAAGCCCGAACUUCAUCCGUCUUGGCCGUGACCCAAAGUUUAUCCGAUUGGGAAGAAAUGUGGAAGAAAAGCCGAACUACGAGCAGAGUUCUGAGCUCUAUGUCAGUGGGUACCCUCAAAGAAAGAACAGAGCGCGAGACCACUUCAUAAGACUGGGAAGAGACAGCGAGGAGAUCAACGAAGAAGAAGAGAAGAGAUCUAUUGAAACAUGCCACGAUUGUGAAUCGUAA